Messenger RNA from Nothobranchius furzeri (turquoise killifish), 7729 nucleotides. It is a transcript of the gene tmem132e, whose product is annotated as transmembrane protein 132E. The record is from RefSeq and is a predicted model, not a curated record. NCBI's taxonomy places the organism in Eukaryota, Metazoa, Chordata, Actinopteri, Cyprinodontiformes, Nothobranchiidae.
GAGUUGUACACCUGGACUGGACACCAGAGCUGGUGCGUGAAGCGGCGCGUGAGCUGCGUGUCCCGCAGAAACGUGCCAGUCAGGGGGAUUUAAUCUGGACUGAAAACGCGCAGACUCCAGGAAGAAGGAGGAAAAAACGCGGAGUUCGGUGGACUUGGCAGGGGUUCAGACUCUCGGUGAAGCGGCACCGGGGAUGCGCCGCUCCGGUUUCACGAGCCAAAGUAAAGAAAAUCAUCCAGGAAACGAGUUUUCUGGGUGUUCUCGCUCCUUCUGGACACGGAACCAUGAUUCCCAGCUGACUGUCGCAACGCGCUGCGGUGGCUGAACCUCUGGAGACCCGAAUCGGGGCAUGAACGGGUGUUCGGACCUUUUUUUCUUUGAUUCUGGAGCUUCUGGUUCUGGUCCCGCAGCUCCAGAUAGACCUUCUCUUCUCUGAUGUGGAUUCUGACCGAAACCAGAGAGUGAGCCGAGCCUGCGCGGUCCAACUGAUCUCUCCAUCAUCUGUUUCCAUAAUUUGCUCCAGGGAUUUUCUAUUUGACCCCCCCCCCCCUCUCUCUCUCUCUCUUUUACACUGUGACCAGAACCAUUACCUGUGACCCAUUAGUUCUGGUCUGGGCUGCGUUUGGAGGCGCGCGGGUUUCCGGUGCGCGCACCAUCUCUCCACUCUUGUAAGGAAGGAGGGGGUGGCCUUUGCCAGGUCUCCUGGAAGGGUUCGGACCCGUUUCGGGAAUACUGCCUGUCUUUGCUCCCAGUUUUCCCAUCAUCUGGAUCCGGAUCCCGCUGGAACUUUGUCCUCCGUUUGGGAGCGAGACGUGGCUUUGCCGCUCCUGAAGACUCUAUCUGGGCUCUGCUCGGUUCCGAACGACCUCUUCAUUAUUUAUUUAUUUUUAUUCGUUAUCCAAAGAGACCCUCAUCGGCGCCUCCGCGCGCACCGUCACGCUCCCGCUCCCAAACACACGCGCAAAGCACACAUCUGUAUUGCGCAUCAUCCAACUUGCAGGACUUGCUAAGGAGGAGAAUUGCGCCAGUGUCGGGAAGUGGAGGCCCGCGGACUAAGAGGUUCGGUUCGGCUCUGCGCCGACUCCCCACUGACUGGCUUACUGGAAGCACUGGGAUUUACCAAACUGGGAUUUCUACCAUGUCAGGUGCCCGGGAUUUCAGAUGGACUCCCUUCGUCUGCGUGGCGGCGCUUUCUUGUGCUCUUGCAGGUAAAAUCUCUCCAACCAGCUCAGAUGCCCUCUUCAGUUCCUCAGCGAUGAUGGCCAGUCCUUCACCGCCCAGCGUGUUUCUCCCUGCCAACUUCAAAAUGUCCAAUGCACAACUGGCUUUCUUUUUGCGGGAGGCCCAGACCGUUGGCGGAGGCAGUCGGAGCGGCAGCGGCCCCAGCUCUGGGCAUCCGCUGCAGCGCUCUGAGAGUUUUGUGGUUUUUCAGACAAAGGACCUCCCUGCCAUCAACAUAGGCUUUGGGCCCUUUGCCCAGGACCAGGCUUUGUCCAAGGAGUUGCUCCAGCCUGCUAGCCCUCUGGAUAUUCCCGGCCAGCUGACGGUUGGCUGGAAGGUGCGGGCGUUUAUUGUCCAGGCGAGGGUCUUUUCCAACAACCCCACCGUGCAGGUGUUCUUCUACAUCGCUGGACGUGACUGGGAUGACUUUAAGGCCCAGGACAACCUGCCAUGCAUCCGUCUGCACGCUUUCCGUGACGUCCGUGAAAUCAAGACAUCCUGCCGGAUGAGAGGCAACCUGGCGCAGUGCUUGGCCCAGCUGGAGCUGCCUCCCUCCUGGUUUAAUACCAAUGUGGCCCCACUGGGUCGGAGGAAGGGCUCCACCGACGGGCUCCUGGACGGGUUGACCAGCGAGACCCUGCAGGCCGAGCUCUACUACACGCUGCACGAGCCCAACGUGGAUGGGGAGUGCAGUGAGGGUCACAGGGGUGGAGGCCCGUCCAGAGGAGAGCCUCCGUCACAGCACCCUCUGCUGCGCAUCGGCAGCAUCAGCCUUUACCAGGCCAGCCAGGAGCAGCUGCUGGUGGACAAGCAGUUAGACAAGAACAUGUUCCUCCGGCUGCCAGAGAAGCCCCUGAAGCCUGGAGAAACUCUUCAUAUCCUCCUGUUCCUGAUGCCCAACUCUACCGUUGAGCAGUUCAGCCUCAAGGUCAAAGCCAAAAAGGGGGUGAAUCUGCUGCAGACCAAGUCGAAGAACGCCCAGUGGAAGGUGGACUGGGAGGUUCAGUCUGGCGCCAAGCAUUCCAUCACCACCAUCGACGUGAGCAAGAACAAGGCGGUUAAGCAGGGAGACGUCGUGGGGAACGUGGAGGUGAUGCAGCUGGAUUUUGAGAUGGAGAACUUCACCAGCCUCUCUGUGACCAGAAGGAUCAACUGGAACAUCGACUACAAGGGUCAGAGUCCGGCGCCGGAGUCAGAGAAGGUGGUGACUGAGCUGACAGUGGUGCAGCGGGAUAUUCAGGCCAUCCUCCCUCUGGCGAUGGACACAGAGAUUAUCAACACAGCCAUUCUGACCGGACGCACGGUGGCCAUUCCUGUCAAAAUGGUCUCCAUAGAGAUGAAUGGGGCAGUCACUGAUGUCUCAGCCUUUGUGCAGUGCAAGUCCUCUAAUGAAGACAUUGUAAAGGUGUCCAUUAAUUGCGACUAUGUGUUUGUCAACGGAAAAGAGUCCCGAGGCUCCAUGAACGCCAGAGUCAUCUUCAGCUACGAGCACCUGAGCGCGCCGCUGGAGCUCACCGUCUGGGUGCCCAAGCUCCCCCUGCUGGUAGAGCUGAGCGACAGGACGCUCAGCUUCAUCAAAGGCUGGAGGGUUCCCAUCCUACCUGACCGCAGGAGCGCCAGAGACAGCGACGCAGACGAUGAGGAUGACGACCGCCGGAUGAGUCGAGGCUGCGCCCUCCAGUACCAACGAGCCCAGGUCAAGGUUCUGACCCAGUUCCACACCACCUCCACAGAAGGCACAGACCAGGUCAUCACCAUGCUGGGGCCAGAUUGGCAGGUGGAUGUCACAGACCUCGUCCAGGACUCCCUAAAGGUGGCUGACCCAAAGAUAGCUGAGCUGGUGGACCGGACGAUCCUGGUGGGCCUGGAGCUCGGAUCCACGGUGCUGAAGGUUGAGUCUCCGCUGGCCGUGGACGCAGUGCUGGGGGAGGCGUCCUUCUCGGUCACAGAUGACAAGGUUUCCAUCACUGAGCUGCGUGUUCACACCGUUUCGGGCCUGACCCUGUCACUGCAGCCCAGCCCGGGCAACAGCCACACCAUGGUCGCCAAGGCAACCGGGGUCCAGACGCUCACGGCUCUCAAACAGGAGGCCAGUUUGUCCGUCUGGAUGCUUUUCAGCGACAACACAGCCGCCCCUCUGAUUUACUUUGAUCCCAAAGACUACAACCUCAAUGCCUCCACGCUGGAUGACAAAGUCGUGUCGGUAUCCCAGGAGCCUCAGCAGCGCUGGCCCACGAUGGUGGCAGAAGGCGAGGGAUCUGGAGAAAUGGUGCGUGUAGAGAUGACCAUCUGCGAGGCCUGCCAAAAGACCAAACGCAAAAGUGUCAUUGCAUCUGCUGCAGUCUAUGUCAAAGUUCGAUUUGGCCCAGAGGAAGACUCAGAGGAAGAGGCUACCACAGAGGGCGAGAUCGAGCUGGUGCCUGUCACCAGGCGGACGAUCAUUGAUCCAGACAUCAAUGGAAAAAAAUAUGACACAUCUAAUGAGCAGCCCGCCAGCGGUCCCAUUGAUUAUACCAACUUCCCCACAAUUAGCAACCAAGAACAACCGACUGAGAGUGAUGAAGAGGAUGGAGAUGAUUUUGUACAUUCGCCCCGCAACAUGACAGACCUUGAGAUUGGCAUGUAUGCUCUGCUGGGAGUCUUUUGCCUGGCUAUAUUAGUUUUUCUCAUCAACUGCAUUGUCUUUGUGCUUAAAUACCGCCAUAAGCGCAUCCCUCCCGAGGGACAGGCCAACAUGGACCAUUCACACCACUGGGUGUUCCUCGGAAACGGCCAGCCACUGAGGGCCCAGUGUGAUUUGUCUCCACAGCAGGUGGAAAGUCCCAGCAACCCCUUGGAGGGUGUACAGACUUGCUGCCAUGGGGACCACCAUAGUAGCGGCAGUUCCCAGACUAGCGUUCACAGCCAGGUACAUGGACGAGGUGAUGGCAGCUCAGGUGGCUCGACGAAAGACAACAGCGAGGAUGCCAGUUCACCAACCUCCAAACGCAAGAGAGUCAAGUUUACUACUUUCACCACCCUUCCUACGGAGGAGCUGCCCUACAACUCCAUCCCCAUAGCAGAUGAAGAGGACAUUCAGUGGGUUUGCCAGGAUAUGGGCUUUAAAGACCCAGAGGAACUGCACGAUUACAUGCGCAGAAUAAAAGAAAUAGCCUGAGAUGUAAGGUGCACCGUCAUGCGCAAUUCUCAGAUUUCUAAAAUAAAAAAGGACAGCUUCUUUCUAUUUUUCUCUUUUCCACGUAAGUGAAAGAUACUUUUUCACAGACUAAAAGGCCAACUGUUGUUUUGGUUAGGGUUUCUUUCAUGUAGUUUGCACAGUGCUGUAUAAUCAUACACCCUCACAUGGAAGAGAAUGCAAAGCAAGCCAAAGACUUGACCAGAGGAUCCCAGUCACUGGAGACGUCUGUAAGUCUUGGCUAUAGCGAGCAUGUUUCACAGGGAAGCUGAGCCAUGGACACUUUGAAGAGCUGCUUCAGCUCCCUAUCUUUCAGGAUACAACUCUCGUGUAAGCCUGACAUGGACAGGAGUCUAGACGAUGUUGAAUUUUCAGUGGUGUUUCAGAUACUCGGCCAGACUCUACAGUUCUAAUCCAAACAAAGAGGCCUUUGAUGAACAAAUUACUGUCAAAGACUCUAAUGAAAGCUGUUUUGAUUUGGUGGGGGGGGCUUUUCUGCCAAAGUAGAAGAGCUUUCUUUUAAUGGCAAAACCUUCUUUGUUGUUGUUGUCUGUGCAGCACAUUCAUGAUUUGUACUCAUUAUUUACAUUUUCAACAUUUCGCAGGUAGUUUAAAACAGUGGCCUACCACAAGUCAUGCUGUUCCCGACAAAUCUGAUGCCUUAUAAACAAACAAUGGCCACAGUUCACUUCGUACAGGAGCGCAGACACUUUUUUCUCUCUAUCAAGAGGCUGGAGACAGUAUAGACAGACUGUUAAAGUGACAAGAAAAGGGGAUCUUAAGGCACAAUCAGCCAGUUUUUCAAAAUGUGUAAAUGUUCAUGUUGUAAUUAAAUAUUCCUGCACCAAACAAGCUAUAAUGCAUUACAUGCAUGCCAUCUCCGGUUCACAUGCAGACAUUCCUAUAUGUAAAUAAUUAUGUUCAGCGGGAGUCUCUUCAUGCAUAUUCCAAGGUAGAGAAAAGUUAAAGUCUGGGAAUCUUUUUAGUGUUGCGACUGGUCAAAAACUCGCUCAGAUGUUUUAUGAUGAAUGGAAUUUUCUUUAAAACACUUCACAUUCAACUGUUAAUUGUGGGAAUUUGCUGUGCAUCAGAAUUAAAAAUGAAAUGGAAUACAUUUAGUCACAAAAGCAGGGGAUAUACGGACCACAAGAUCCUCACAGAUCUGCAGGCAAUGGAACACACCCUUAAAUAAGAUCACUGAAUACAUUAUUGAUUUGAUUGUUUAUGUUGUUUCAUGCUUUCCCACCAUAUUCAGUCAUGUCACUUUAUUUAUGUAGUUCAUUUUUGUAUUCAUCCAUUCUAACAAAUCUGGAAUAAAAUGAUCAAUACGAGCGGAACCAGUAGGUAAAACCAGUAAUCUCUCUGGGCUGGGACUAGUUGGAAACAGCUUUUGCACAUUUUGAGAAACUUCAAAUGUGACUUAAUUGCAAAAACUGUUAGUCCAAGACUGUUUUAAUUUUGAUUUAUUUGCAUUUUAGUAAUCAAAUACCUUUUAAAUUAGUCUUGUAGGUUUUACACUUUCAGACAAUUUUGAGGGGAGUUUAAGACUGACAGGAGAUCAUGGCUCCUGGGUCGAGUGCAAAAACACUGAUCCCGGACAAGCCCCCAAAACAUGGUAAACACUAUGAUUUUACAACAAAAUUAUUUUUAUUUACAAAGUUUUGUGUAAAUGUAACAUGAAAUCUUUAUGAUCAAGUUAUGGGUAAUACAAAGUAAAUAAUAUCACUUAGCCGUUAAAAAACAAAAUAACCCAAAGUUAUUUUUUUACUUUCCUGUGAUAGAAACAGAAGAUAAGACAAGAUUUACUUUCCUGUGAUAGAAACAGAAGAUAAGACAAGACAUUUUCUUUGUAAUUUGUUGUCAGCUUGCACCAUAUUGAGAAACUGAUGGGACACAAAUGAAAACAUUACUGACAAAAAUCUGAACAACUGAAAUGAAACCAUUUUGGUCGCAUUAAUGAUUGCAUUUAAUCAGAGUACUGAGUUUUACACUGUCAGAUUUCAGACACCACAGGAUGAGAGAGGAGUUAAUCAUGUUGCUGUUGCCCUAUUAGUGUAGGUUUUUUUAGUACUAGAUUGGAUAACUAGAGAUGAUUUUUGAAGGUUAAUAAUAUUCCAGCUCUGAUCUCACAUGAAACGUGUUUCUUUGAAGACUAAUGAGAAAGCCACAAGAUGUAAACGACUCUCUGAGGUGGUUUCCUCUGAUUCUCUACUCAGAAUUUUAAGGACUUUGAUUGUACUUUUGUGUUAAAUGGUGAACCUGUGAGAAAGCAAACAUUGCUUCGAUAAUGAUCUCCAUUUGUAAUUCAGAGCUUUCAAUCAAAUUGCCUUUUAUUGCUGUCCUAUCUGCAUUUUCCUCUCAGCAUUUCUAGAUCGAAUCCAAUCCGGAGUUCUUAUUUUUGCAACACUUAUUUGCAAAGUUAUGAGCUUCAUACAGGAUGCAACAACAAAAUAAUAGACUUAACUCAUUAGCUAGCUUAAUAUUUGCUAUGUUAUCAGAUCAGAGCGGUAACGAAAAACUAAAGAUUGAGUAACUGCCACAGCAGUGAUGUAAAUAUUGAAGCAAAACUGGUUUUAAUUUGCCUGAAAAGGAUCACAAGUUCUUACUGUACAUGUACAUAGAACCCACUUAAAUCCAGGAGUGGGUUUACUGCAUGUCCUCUUUAUGUUAUGUGUGGUUUAAAUUAAUGAUUAUCUGAUUCUGGUGGUUUAAAGAAGUUCAAUUGUUUUUUAUGGCAGGUUGGGACAAUUUUGAUUGUCCAACUUAUGUUUUCCUCCCCAAAACAAUCAACAAGAUUGGCACUGAGCUUCAGACCUGCUAAAGUUUUGGUUUUACCUCUAAGUGAUGAUCUUUAAGGAUGAAUGUAGAAGUCCUAAUAAAUCUGGACGUUUUAUGUUGAGUGUGACUGCAGAAAGCCUGACCUGGUGACCGUUUCAAUACAGAGUAGUAGAAACCGUCCAACAGCAGAUUCUCCAUCAGUUCUCUGAAUUUGCCCACAAGAUAAUUAAUACGGAUUCUCCUACUUCAUGCAUUUUCUAUCAUUUUUGUUGUACAAAUGUUUCACACUUUUUGGUUUUUCUUUUCCUUCGAGCUGCUAACAGAGACUUCUUACAACAUGUAAAUGAAGAUUUUGAAUUGUAUCCUCUCCCCCACAACCAAUCACACGGUGAACUGUGCACGACAUCCACGGCUCGGCACGCUGAGCUACCACCACACUGACUAUAAUACUGCAAUGUACAGAGCACUGUAAAAUUUCCUGUAUUCUCUUGAAAAUAAACCCUUGUAUUUUCCCGUUAUAUGUAAAGUACUAAAGAAAAUGCAAUCCACAUGUGA